This is a messenger RNA of Effrenium voratum, 1842 nucleotides long. The record is from the annotation of a GenBank genome assembly. NCBI's taxonomy places the organism in Eukaryota, Dinophyceae, Suessiales, Symbiodiniaceae.
AUGUCAGGAUUGGUGGUCAGCUAUGGCAAGGCCAUCCGCGAUUGCAAGGACUGGCGCCGUGCGCUUGGUCUCCUGGAAGAGAUGCGGCGAAGAGGCCUGGAGCCCAACUCGGUGACCUGCACGGCGGCCGCCAAGUCCUGCGAACGCGCCCUCCGCUGGGCGCACGCGCUGGCCCUGGACGCCUCGGAUGCCUUCGGCGCCGCCGUGCGGCAGCGCGCCUGGAGCGCGGGGCGCCGGUGGCGGCAGGCGUGCGACGAGCUGCGACGCGCCCAGCAAAAGCGGCUGCGCGUGGACGGCGUGAACCUUUCCACAGCCAUCAGCGCCUGCAAGGGUGCGUGGCUGCAGGCACUGAUGCUCCUGCAGGCCGGGCGAGCUGUGGGGCUGGCUGGCGUGGUCUCCCACGGGGGGGUCUUGAGCGUCCUGGAGUCACGCCACUGGCAAUGGGCGCUGGACCUCUUGCGGAAGCUUCAGAGAGACAAGGUGGCCAACUCGGUGACCUGCGGCGCCGCGCUCGCGGCGCUCGCGGCGCGCGCGGCGCGCUGGCGAAGGUCCGGGGCGCUGGUGGCGGAGAUGGAAGUGGACCGGCUGGCCGUGGACCUGGUGUGCCACAGCAGUGCCAUCAGUGCCUUUGAGAAGUGUGCUCGGUGGCAAGAGGCAGCCCGCACGCUGGCCAUCGCCACGUCCCCGGAUGCGAUCGCAAUCUGUAGCGCCAUCAGCGCCUGUGACAAGGCGGCCGAGUGGCGCUGGGCCUUACAGAGGCUGAGAACGAGCGUUCCCCAGCCGUCGGAGUCUGACGUGAUGGCGGUCAAUGCCGCCAUCAGCGCCUGCGAAAAGGCCGCCUGGGCUUUUGGCUUGGUGCUUGCUGCCUUGGCUCCGCGUCCAUCUGUUGUGACCUUCGGAGCGUUGCUCGCCUCUGCGGCGCUCAGCUGGCGCCGCGCCUCGGCGCUGCUGGGGCGCAUGGCGCUUUUGGGCCUCCGGGGCAACGCCCACACCGCCGGGGCGCUGCUGGCCUCAGGCCCCUGGUGGUCGGCCGCUGAGCUGCUGCAUGAGAACGAGACCCGCCUCACGGGUCCGGCGGGGAACAGCGCGCUGCUGGCCCUCCGCAAGGCCCGGCAGUGGCAGCAGGGCCUGCGACUGCUACGGCGCAUGGCUGCGGACGCCACCAGCUUCGAGUUGGCAGCGCCUGGUGCAAUAUCCCGAUAUUUGCUCAGCGGGAUUGGGACAUUCCGCCGCCCCCGGCGCUCGCUCAUGUUCUGCUGCAAGUGCAGUGACGAUGAGCAUGCCUCCGUCGAGGCUGGCGCCUUCUCAGUGGAUCUGCCUUCCAGGGCGCUGGGGCACAUGGAUUUCCUGGAUUCGCGGGGCGCCAUGGUGCUGGAUACUUUCAAGGGCACUUUGAGGGAGUUCAACCAGGAAUUCCCCAGCAGCGCCCUCAAGAGAUACGACCUUGUCACCCACGUGAACGGCACAAGCUGGAGCAGAAAGGCAAUGGAGGAGGUGGCGACCUUGGCUUUGAGAAUCACUCGGCCGAGACUGGUGCAGGUGCUGCUGCAACGGCUGCCCCUGGAACGUCUGGGGAUCACCUUCGACUUCUGCCAGUCCUCCCUGGGGAUCCUCCUGCGAGGCGUGCAGGAGGGUCCCGUGGCCCGCUGGAACCAGGAGAAUCCGGACGCCCUGGUGAUGCCCGGGCACCGGGUGGUGGCAGUGGACGGUGGGGAGUUGCUGGGCCCAGAGAUGGUGCAGAGGCUCCAAGAGGAGGGCGACCUGAUCCUCACAGUACUUCAAUACGACCUGCCCCCGUAGGCACGGCGGAUUGGAGAUAUGGCCGUGGUUGUCAAAGCCAUG